GCAAAACAAAUUUGGCCACGGGAGACGGGUAGUACAGCCUCACCUUUAGGUCUUUUUUGUCUUAAGUUCCUAGUCCAAUGGUUUGUAUUCGAUAAAUAAUACAAACCAUAAGAACUUGUAAAGCAAUACUGGCAUCGUCGUCAGACUCGGAAGACGGUGGUGUGUCGCCCCCACCGCCUAAAAAGCAGCGAUUGUCAGCCUCAAACAUGCAGGCAAAUUUUAAUGGCUGCCAACAGCACAAUGGAGAUACGACUGAAGAAAUCGCUUCGACUUCGCAGCAAAAUGGGGCCUGUUCUGCUACUAAUGGCAUAUUGUCAUCUGAGACAGAGAGAGAAACGUCUAUGAAAUCUAUGUCGAGGACUGACCAAGACAUUGUCCGAUUAAUCGGUCAGCACUUGAGGGGACUCGGACUGAAUCGCACAGCUGAACAGCUGAUUGCAGAGUCGGGAUGUAUGCUAGAGCACCCAGCUGCUGCCAAAUUCAGGUCCUAUGUUAUGGAUGGGGAUUGGAAAGAGGCAGAGACAGCCCUGAAUGAACUGAAGUCCCUAGUAGAAUGUGCCCAAGGCCUUCUAAAGAUGAAGUUCCUGCUGCUGGAACAGAAGUACCUAGAGCAGCUCGAGGAUGGACGAGUCCUGGAGGCCCUCAGCUGUCUACGCCAUGAGCUCACCCCCCUCAAGUACAACACUGAGAGGGUGCACAUUCUCAGCUCGUACAUGAUGUGCAGCACCCCAGAGGAUUUGCGCGACAUGGCCGACUGGCAGGGCAAGGGCCCUGAGUCGAGACAGAGGCUGGUGGAGAAACUACAGUCCUUUCUGCCCCCCACAGUAAUGUUGCCACCUCGCCGUCUGCUGACACUACUCACACAGGCAGUGGAGCUGCAGAAGGAGAAGUGUCCCUACCACAAUACCCGUCUGGACAGUGGGCUGGAUGCAGUCUCACUACUCCUGGACCACGUCUGCACCAAGGACCAGUUUCCAUGCAACACAAUACAGAUUCUCAAUGACCACUGUGACGAAGUGUGGUUCUGUCGCUUCUCACCAGAUGGCACCAAACUCGCCACCGGCUCAAAGGAUUGCACAAUGAUUGUGUGGGAUGUAGAUCUUGAAACUCAUGAAUUACGACACAGAAAGACAUAUGACAGCCAUCCAUAUGGAGUUGCCUACAUAGCAUGGAGUCCUGACAGCUCACACAUUGUUGCAUGUGGCCCAGACGACUGCUCCGAGCUGUGGAUCUGGAAUGUUGAGACAGGAGAUCUACGUCAGAAGCUGAGUCAAUCCCCAGAGGACAGUCUGACGAGUGCGUCCUGGCAUGUAGACGGCAAGAAGUUCGUCACAGGAGGCACAAGAGGCCAGUUCUAUAUUUGUGAUAUUGAUGGCACUGUGCUGGACAACUGGGAGGGUGUUCGGGUCCAGUGUCUGGGUUGCCAAGGAGACGGCAAAACAGUGUUGGCAGCAGAUACACACCAUCGAAUCAGGGGAUACAACUUUGAUGAUCUGACAGACUUCAAUAUUAUUCAAGAAGACCAUCCCAUAAUGUCUUUCGCAAUCAAUGAAACAGGCAGAUUAGCAUUACUCAAUGUAGCCACUCAGGGAGUCCAUUUAUGGGACUUAAAAGACAAAAUAUUACUGCGCAAAUUUCAAGGUAUCAGUCAGGGUUUCUACACAAUAUUCUCAUGUUUUGGUGGCUUGAAUCAAGAUUUUGUAGCCAGUGGCAGUGAAGAUCAUAAAGUUUACGUGUGGCACAUCCGGCGAGAGUCACCAAUUGCCGUGCUGGAGGGUCACGCGAGGACAGUUAAUUGUGUUCAUUGGAACCCCCGACUUCCAGGGAUGGUGGCGAGUGCUUCCGAUGACGGCACUGUCCGGAUAUGGGGACCUCUCGACAGAAUUAGAAUAGGUAACACAAGUGAAUCGGGACGGAGCACACCAGUAUGACCAAGGCCUUCUAUAAGCUGUGUAUGAUAUUUGUGUACAGUAGACAUUUUGAUACGUAUCUACCAACUGUAGCAGAAUACGGAAGCAGGUAGCUAGCAGAGUUGUUCCUAAUGGUGACAGAUUGUCAGUUCAUGGUGUCUUGGGUUUUCUUGUCCUUCAGGACACAACAGUUAUCUCCCUUAGUUUGUUCCGGUGCUGUUGUCUGCUACCCAGAUGUUUUCAAUGCAGAGUACUGACUACUCUGAAUUCAAACUAGUUGACUAUACAUUUGUCUCAGUCGCAUUUGUCUUUUUCUUCGAUUAAUAGACAAUAUGCAUUUUCCUGUUUUGUUGUUCUGAAGAGAACAUUUUGUGAGUUUAGAGAAAAUGGUCACUGGAAAAUACUGUUUUAAUAGGUAUAAGAGAAAGAUUACCUUGAAGGGUAUGCUUAUGAAAAGUAGUCGAAUUUGCACUUUCGGUUAAAUAGCCCUCAUCUUAACACUAAGGGACUAUUUUGGCAGUUUACCUACAGUAAAUAUUGAUAUGUUUUGUAUCAUUUUAUAUCAAACCAACCAACUGACCAAACAGUAGUACUAGACAUGUAGUUGCUAAAAUCAAAUGGCCACUAAAUGAAACCCCACAAUCACCUGAACACGGAAAAGGCCACUUUGUAGUUGAUUGGUCUUACAAUGUCAUAUUUUCGUUUUACCGACCACUGGUUGAAACCUUGCUGAAGACGAUUACAAUUCAGCGACUGCCAGUUGUUCAAGCUGAUUAUGAAAUUAUUUGUGGAUGUUAAAUAUGCUGUACAGUUUAUUUCACUGGGUAGCAGCAAUGCACUGAGUUCAGGUUAGAUGUGAUGUGUGGAGCACUGUUGCUAUGGUUACUAUGGGUAUUACUGGAGUGAAGUCACCAUGUCCGCACACAAACUGCCAGAAGGUCACUCGCUCACGGAAAAUCGUUGUUAACAAAGUUGUUUUUCAGGGGAAAUGUCAGAUUUGUGAUAUUAAUGCUGUGCUUAACUAGAUGAGAAGGUUGAAAUGUUUUGAAAAGCUUUUACACGAAAUUAGGGACAGACAUUUUAUAUGCCUUUUAGAAGAAAGUCUCUACCUCACUGUGGUAGAAAAUUUUAGUUUUCUGUAAAAUAUACAUCUUUAAAAUA
Molecule: messenger RNA, 3071 nt
Organism: Haliotis rubra (blacklip abalone)
Lineage: Eukaryota; Metazoa; Mollusca; Gastropoda; Lepetellida; Haliotidae
Product: WD repeat-containing protein 26-like
Exons: 14
Coding region: 207-1931 (574 amino acids)
Biological process (GO): proteasome-mediated ubiquitin-dependent protein catabolic process
Cellular component (GO): GID complex
Molecular function (GO): protein binding
Source: RefSeq, a predicted model, not a curated record